Molecule: messenger RNA, 3629 nt
Organism: Gasterosteus aculeatus aculeatus (three-spined stickleback)
Lineage: Eukaryota; Metazoa; Chordata; Actinopteri; Perciformes; Gasterosteidae
Product: calcium homeostasis modulator protein 6
Cellular component (GO): plasma membrane
Molecular function (GO): monoatomic cation channel activity
Source: RefSeq, a predicted model, not a curated record
AUGUUUUAUCAUCUACCAUUUAGACGGUUUGGUUCCUGCUCAUGCAGUAUUUACUGCAGGCGACUCUGGCAAUAACCACAUCGCACAUAUCUAUCCACACUUUACAACAUCUCCUGCAAUAUGAAUGUAACUGUAACUCGUGACCAGGCAUGUUGACCAUGCAGAGAAAAUGACUGAAUUAAUCUAUAGGCUGAAUUAGAAUCGCCGGAUUAAAAAAAAGAAAAUUGCAAUAGCUAUACAGACAAACUUUCUCCAGGCAUGACUUAAUGUGAGAAGAUAAUAGGGAUGCUCUUGAGUUCGCUCGGCUCAUUUAAUAAAUUAUGCCUCACAUCAGUGGCCUGAGUGUUCUCAAGGUGCAUGUACCACAUCCCCUUGAAGGUUUUAAUAUGGCCUCCUGUAAUCCUCUCAAUCCUGAACCAGUGCUGCUGCAUGGGCGACCUCACGUGGCCGGUGGGGGUAUUGUAGGCCCGCUCAGCACGCAUCGCGUUUUAUAAUCGCAGACAAUGAAUGACAACUUAAAAGGCAAUUGAGCGCGUGCUACAUUUACGACUAGGAUUGGAAUUUAUUAUGAGUGAUUCAGUCGCUUUUUUUUAACAAAACGCCCUUUACCUGUUGUAUUUCUUUCUUUUAUUUAUUUUCCGUGAACAUUUUGGGCCAGUCAUUUUAUUCCUGUAUUUCUGUAAGUCACUGAUAAAUACUUCUCCUCAUAAAUGCAUUUAACUCCAAGCAUUCAUUCUACAAAGGGGCCAGACUGUGCAGAACAAACUUCCCUCCACUUUACCGCCCUUCCUCCAGUUUGUCCAUCGGAGACCACAUUUAAAAUGUAACCCCACCUGAAACCUCGCGCGGACCAAUCGGCUGUAGCAAUGUCAGCGGGUUCGGCACACCCUCCUUUGUUCAAAACCAAUCAGAGUGGAUGUGUGGCCUGUUGCCCGAGGGGAAAACAUACCCCCUGGAUGCGUUAAUUACGCAUCACUUAUCUGUUGCCAAUGUGUUCACAAAGCUGGACCCUCUUUGCAGCGGUUGCCUUCACUUUUUGGUCAAUCUAGUAUGGAAAGUAGACAACAAUGGCUCACCAGGCUGAAAAAUGAACUUAGCAACAGUCCUCUGGUGUCAAAUGUGGCUUUUGGCUUCAUCCUCAUGGGACUGGAGAAGCUGGUGGAGCUGGAGUUUGAGUGUCCUUGCAACCCUACAUGGAACGGAGUAUUCUCAUCAGCGUUCUUCAUCAUUCCUGCCGUCAUGGCCUUCACCCUGAUGCUGAUCAUUCAAGGAUGCAGAUUUGACGCGUGGUGCAGGAAAACCCUUUCCCUCUCCAGCUUCGUUCCUGCUAUCGUGUGGCUUAUUUUGUUGUUCCUCGAUGGACAAUACUUUGCUUGUGCCAUGACAGACUGGAAGGGUAGAUUUGUAAUAGUUGACAAGGCAGCUCCGCAGAAGUGGUGUGAGCCGACUGGUGAGGGAGAUGUCACCCCACAAGAACUGAUGCUCCGCUCACAGCAGCUCUUUGUUUUUUCUCAGGUUAUCGGCAUAGUCCUCCUCAUUUUCAUCUGUGUGGGUCUCAUAGUGUAUGUAAUCAGAGAAAGCUGCGAACAAGAGGUGGAGAUGCAGGAUGCAGAUGUAGCCGAGCUCACUGUGCUUAGGAUGAGCUCCCUGCGGACCAGGACGUCCUGAGGGGGGACUCACACCACCCAACACACCUGCCCAGCAGGCAUGGACACUUUGUAAAUACCAAUAACAGACUUUAUGACUUUUCGUAACUGUUGUUAAGAAGUGUUGCCCACUAGACAAGUUUUAAACGGUCAAUUAUUACUAUAAUUAUGGAUAUUAUUUUUCUGUUUUAUCAUUUAAUAUGUAACCGGUCUUGUGCCUUUGUUCAUCCCAUACGCCAGUGCUGCAACUUAUUAGCUUUUGAAGGGCUCUUUAAAGGAAUAGGUGAUUAUUUUUGUUGUUUUUUUUGGUGGGAUGAGAAGAUGGAUAAUAUCACGUCUGUCCAUUGAAUAUGACACUUCAUCCAACAGUUGGUGGGCUUAGUUGAGCGGAAAGUUUGUAACCAGGGAGGAAGCAGUCGGCCUCGUUCAGUCCAAAAUCUAAAUAGUGCUUGUAUCUCCAAAAAUGAACAGCUAUCUCAUUAGUCUGAUCUGUACAACAGUAAAAAACAAUAAAUAAGCUGUUUAUGAGUAUGCAUAAAAGCAGUUGCUAUGCAACCAGGAAAGAUUAAAAGUGCGGUAACCCCACCGAGAAGCAAGGAAAGCCCCCCCACUUUGACAUAUUCAGUGUGUGUUUGACAGACAAAUAAUCAUCCAGAAGCAAAGUCUGUUCUGCUCUCUCACCUUUUCAACGUUUUACAAACUUUUUUUUUAACAUGGAAGUUAUCUUUGUGCCUUCUGUAUAAGCUAUAAUUGUGGAAUCCAAAAGUCAGGGAAUAUUGAUCUGAUCUACUAUUAUUUGACUUGUAUAAACCCAAUAGUUGGAGGUGUAUGUUCCCAAAAUGAAGACGUUCCAUCAUGAUGAAAUUUCAUUUGAAAUGUUUUGGUUUCUCCUCCUGGAUAGCAACUGUCUCCAGACUGAACUGAUAUUCCUAAUGAUUUACCUUUUGGACAGCUAGAGGUGUAAACACAUGUUCAUGAUGCUCUGUAUCAUGGUUGCAACCAGUUAAUAGUGGGAUGUACACAAAUUCUGUAACAGGAUUUCUAGUGUUUAUCUUUUUUAUUGUUUGAUAUUAAAAUUAUUUAUUUAUUUAAAAAAAAAACAUCAGGGAUUUUUUUAUCAGUCACAUCAGAAUAGCAUUUGGUCAGUUUCCACCAUCGUAACAAACCUGCACUGUCGGUAACUUGAAUGUGUCUUAACAUGUGAUCAACUCAGCUGUGAGAGUAAUGUCAGUUGUAAAAUCGUUCUACACACACCAAAGUGGGUCAAAUCAAUAUGGUAACAUUAGGAAUAUCUUUUCAACUUUGGACUUUUAUUACUGUAAAUGCCAACAUUUGCUAAGACAACAGCAGAACAAUCAGCACAGCACAUGCUACAAAUAGUAUGCUAUCUGCUGAGGAACACAAAGCCUGUCUGUAGAUUCUCAGGUUAGUGACACCUUUGUGUCACCUUUGUGCGCAUCCUUUAUGGGGAAGAGACUGGUUUGGAGCACGUCUGCUGAAACCUACACAAACAGCAGUUAUGACACGGAGGAAGUUGUUGUCUUUAACCCCUCCUCUUUAUUCAGUGUUAAGACACAGCAGAGCACCACGCGCAAACAAAUGGCGUCCCUAAACUCAUUCAUGGAGUCAUGGGGCACUUUUCUGUUAUGAGUUUUUGAAAAUGUAAAAUCAUAUUCCAGUGUUCCACAGUCAGUUAGAAACAUUUUGGAAAUUAGUGGAGCAAUACAUUCACUGGGUCCUUCAUCCUUGUCCUGCAUAAAAGGAUGAACUCAUGAGCAUUACCCACAUAUUAAGAAAAAGAUUGUAAUUCCUUCCCUCUAAAGCAGCAAUUUUGCAGCCCAUUUGGACAUGUUUGUUUAAAAGGCUUUGUUAAAUAAUGUGUAAUAAUUGUUAAAAAAAACAAAGAAAAUCAGCCUUAAACAGCUAUGUUCUUCUGUGUUGACCAUUGAUUUUUUAAUAAAAUCAAAUGUUUAUUUCUUUGAA